AUGGUCGACAGGCUCUUUACUCCCAUUUCUCCUCCCAACUCGCCUGGUAUGUCUGUGUACCACGCAGUACCAUCCAACUCCGAGUGGCAAGCUCGAGAUCUCAAGGCUAUAGAGACAGAAUUGGUAACCCCUGAAGGCUCGAUGGCCGGUUUGCCUUCUGAGCCACUGGGACCGCAUGUUGAUGUGGACAAGCAUUCCCUUUUACGAACGCACGAGGCUUUUCCAUACAGUGUCCAGAGGCCCUCAUCGCAUCCUACUCCACUGGACAGUGACAAUUCAUCACCCACCCCUAAGCAGGACCGGACAACGAUGAGCGAUCUCGGUGAAGAACGACAAACGCCUAUCAACUAUGGUGGAUCAGCUCCUCCGAGUCCAGUCUCACGUCUGACACCACCAUCACCUUCAGCGGCCAAGUCGGACUCCCAGGACGAGAGUGGGGACGAGGAUUGUGAGGACGACAUGCUUGACGAUGAAGAGCCUAAACGACCGCUCACUGCGCAGGAGCUUCGAGCCCAGAAAAGGAAGAUGAAGCGAUUCAGGCUUACGCAUAAUCAAACACGAUUUCUCAUGAGUGAGUUUGCGCGCCAGGCACAUCCUGAUGCAGCACAUCGGGAACGAUUGGCAAGAGAGAUACCCGGGUUGAGCCCCCGCCAGGUUCAGGUGUGGUUUCAGAACAGGCGUGCGAAACUGAAGCGCCUUACUAGCGACGACCGCGAGCGUAUGAUGCGAUCGAGAGCGCUUCCAGAAGACUUUGACAUGUCUCAUGCGCUGCAUUCUCCAUUUGGCGGACCGCCUGGCAUGGGCACGCCGCUAGCUUCCCCAGGAGGCUUCUCGCCUGCGUUUGGCGACGGGAACAUGGUGAGACCGCUGUCCAUCGACACGUUUAGACGGGUAUCGAAUGGCACACACAUGUCUCCGACAGGCAUCAGUCCUGCGUUUGGUGGCUUCAACUUUACUCCGCCACAAUCUGCAACCGACAGCAUAUCCCCCAUCUCUGGUCCUGGCGAUACCCCUUUCACGUUUCCGUCCGCCCCAUUGGAAAGUCCACGGAGGACAAAGCCGUUUGUCGGGCCCGUCACCACGGGCUCAUGCUACACAUCCCACCCACAGAUCCCUCGACUACAGGUUCACGACCGGAUCCAACGGAGCAGAGCCGAGUCGCUCACGUCGCCGUUGAGGACAAGCAUGAGCUACAGUGACGGUCUGAACGGAAGCCACGACAAUACAUCGCCGUAUGGGCAUGACGGCUCACGCACACUUUCCAACACAAUCCUCCCGUACGGCAUGGGAUACUGUUACUCGCCAGUUCCGGGCUUCCAGGCCUCCGCAGCAACGAGGAUGCGCUCCUUUUCAGGCACGGUGCCGCGACGCAUCGAGCUCAGCUCACAUUACACCAGCAGCCGAAGUAACACGACUCCCCAAACAGCCACAUAUCCAAACUUCCAAGGCUCGCCGCUCCUCACCUCGCAGAGCUACGAGAUGCCCCAUCUCAGCGCGCCGCACCACAUCUCGACCUUCCAGAACAGCUUCAUGCGCCAGGAUGCCGGCGACGCGUUUCCUCCUGUUGGCGCGGUGCUCGGCGAGAUUGCAGACGGCCAUUCGCAGGACGGCGAGCACCACGACUCGAACUCGAACAACUCGCGAUACUAG
This is a messenger RNA of Pseudovirgaria hyperparasitica, 1650 nucleotides long. RefSeq names its product homeobox-domain-containing protein. Lineage: Eukaryota; Fungi; Ascomycota; Dothideomycetes; Acrospermales; Acrospermaceae. The transcript has 4 exons. The record is from RefSeq and is a predicted model, not a curated record. Gene Ontology annotation, biological process: regulation of transcription by RNA polymerase II. Gene Ontology annotation, molecular function: DNA-binding transcription factor activity, RNA polymerase II-specific; RNA polymerase II transcription regulatory region sequence-specific DNA binding. Bases 1 to 1650 code for a protein of 549 amino acids.